Mauremys mutica (yellowpond turtle) is the source of this 3444-nucleotide messenger RNA. RefSeq names its product solute carrier family 52 member 3 (gene SLC52A3). Gene Ontology annotation, molecular function: riboflavin transmembrane transporter activity. Bases 115 to 1488 code for a protein of 457 amino acids. The record is from RefSeq and is a predicted model, not a curated record. Lineage: Eukaryota; Metazoa; Chordata; Testudines; Geoemydidae. Gene Ontology annotation, biological process: riboflavin transport. Gene Ontology annotation, cellular component: plasma membrane. The transcript has 3 exons.
AACUGUCCCCGAGGAAGUAGCUAAGCCCCCCUUCCCCCUCUCUCCUCCCCAGAGGCAGCCGGGCUCCGCUCUCUGGGUCCCUGCCGGGUCAGAGUGGCCGGCGCUGGCUGAGCAAUGGCACUGCUCACCCACCUGCUGGCAUGUGUCUUCGGGACGGGCUCCUGGGCAGCCCUCAAUGGCCUGUGGGUGGAGCUGCCCCUGCUGGUGACCGAGCUGCCUGAGCAGUGGUACCUGCCCUCCUACAUCACCAUCAUCGUCCAGCUGGCCAACGUGGGGCCGCUGCUGGUCACCCUGCUGCACAGGUUCAAGCCCGGCCUGCUGAGCGAAGUGGCCAUCAUCUAUGGCGUGGUGGCCAUGGGAGUCCUGGCCUGCCUGCUCCUGGCCUUCCUUUGGGGUUUUACCUCCCCUGUCGCUGGGGAGCCCCACAGCACGGCCUUCUUCGGCCUCGCCUUCUGCCUGGCGCUGGUGGACUGCACCUCCUCCGUCACCUUCCUGCCCUUCAUGGCGCGGCUGCAGCCCCGCUACGUCACCACCUUCUUCAUGGGGGAAGGGCUCAGCGGGUUCCUCCCAGCCCUCAUUGCCCUGGCCCAGGGCGCCGGCAUCGCCAGGUGCGUCAACGUCACCCGGGUCGCCAACGUAACCGCGGGCAACACCACCACCGAGGGCGGCCACUUCCAAAUGGAGACCCGGUAUCUCCCAGCCAACUUCUCCACCCUGGUCUUCUUCCUCCUCCUGGCUGCCAUGAUGGUCGCCUGCUUGGUAGCCUUCUUCUUCCUCACCAGGCUGCCCAAGGCGUGGGAGCUGUCGAGACAAAACUUGUGUCCUAGCAACAUCACCCUCUACUCACUUCAGCAAAUCCCUGGGGAUGGGCCCAGGCUAUCUGGGGGAGGAGACUCCCCAAGGGGGGGAAAGCCAGCUAGCUCCGACAAGGGAUCCCACCAUGCAGACCCAGAGGUUACCUACUCUCUGGCCAAGUUUGCCUUCAUCUACCUCCUUGUUGCCUGGGUGAACUCCCUAACCAACGGGAUCCUGCCAUCCGUGCAAGCCUAUUCCUGCUUGCCCUAUGGCAACAUGGCGUACCACCUGUCUGCAACCCUGAGCUCCAUGGCCAACCCGCUCGCCUGCACCAUCGCCAUGUUUCUGCCCAGCAGGUCUCUGGCCCUGCUGGGGGCGCUCUCCGUGGCCGGGACAGGCUUUGGGGCCUAUAACAUGGCUAUGGGUGUCAUGAGCCCGUGCCCCCUCCUGCAGCACUCGGCGUGGGGGCACGCCAUCAUUGUCAUCUCCUGGGUGUUCUUCACAGGGAGCCUCAGUUACGUGAAGGUGAUGACCGGGGUGACCCUGCGGAGCCAGAGCCACAGCGCCCUCGUGUGGUACGGGGCAGUAGAGCAGCUGGGGUCUCUGACAGGGGCCCUCAUCAUGUUCCCCCUGGUGAAUGUCUAUAGCUUCUUCAGAUCUGCUGACUAUUGCAGCCUGCAGUGUCCAGCAUGAGCCUGGGCCAGGGGAGGUGCUCUGGGGAGGAGCUGUGGCAAGGGACUUGCUGGCCAAGGACAUCAUGGGCUCCAGUGACUUCCAGACUGGGCAGAAAACACCUCCACCCCGCUCCCGUUAGCUUGAUGGAUCUCCAUGCUGCAGCCCAUAGUCUGCAACCACCACGUGCCAAAGCACACCCCCAUCAGUUAUGCAAACAGUGCUUUGGCUCCACAAGAAGAAUGGAGUCAGGGACCCACACAGCUGAACAGACAACACAGCUGCCCCUCCCUGACAGGCUCGGGGAGUGGUGGUUUCUCUUGGGAAGUUUAAAGCAAAACGGGUCAGUACAGGUGAUCUGGGAGGAAGCAACUGGCUCUCAGCUCUGCCCAGUGCAUGGACACAUUGUAUUCGAGGGGUCUCCUGUGCACUAACAGGUCCCUCUACCAAACCAGGGUAUCCAUCUCCAUCCUGUGCUGCCGGCAGGCUCUGGCUGGAGCAUUCCCCACAGUUCAGGUGCUGUACCCAGGGUAACCCAGUCUGUGCUUUUUGGGAGGCAGGUGACUCUCCCCUUGUCCCAGCUCCUCUCAAGCCUGACAUUUGUUUGCUCACAUGGACUCUGCUCCCUGUGGCGUGCCCUGGGUCUGUGUCACCUGCCUUGAUAGAGCAGCUGGAGUCAACUUGUAUUUUUCCCUAUUGAUUUAGAUGGAUCACUUCUUUCUUCUCCCUCGCCCCAUCUCCUCCUGUCCCAGGUCCCUUUCAUUUGGGGUUUUACCGAGUAGUUUCCAUUCUAUAGUUCUGAGAUACUCACGACUUUCCUGCUGGGACUAUAGAAAUGUAGGGGCUGGAGAGGUCAUCGAGACCAGGCCCCUGGACUGAGACAGGACCAAGUAAACCUAGACCAUCCCUGACAGGUGUUUAUCCCACCUGCUCUUAAAACCUCCAAUGACAGGGAUUCCACAGCCUCCCAUGGAAGCCUGUUCCAUAAUUUAACUACCCCUACAGUUAGAAAGUUUUCCCAAUAUCUAACCUAAUCUCCCUGCCUCCAGAUUAAGCCCAUUUCCUCUUGUCCUACCUUCCGUGGGCAUGGGGAACAAUUGAGCAUUGUCCUGUUUAUAGGAGCCCUUCACAGAUUUGAAGACUUAUCAGGUCACCCCUCAGUCAUCUUUUCUCAACACUAAACAUGCCCAGUUUUAUUAACUUUUCCUCACAGGUCAGGUUUUCUAAACCUUUGGUCAUUUUUUUUGCUCUCCUCUGAACACUCUCCAGUUUGUCCACAUCUCUCCCAAAGCGGGGUACCCAGAACUGGGCACAGGACUCCAGCUGAGGCCUCCCCAGUGCCACGUAGAGCAGGACAAUUACACGUGACACGCCUGCUAAUGCACCCCAGAACGAUAUUAGCCUUGCCCUUUUCCACAACUGCAGCACAUUGCUACUCAUUCACUUUGUGAUCUACUGUAACCCCCGGGUCCUUUUCAGCAGUACGACCACCUCGCUGGCUAUUCCCUGGCUGUUAUUUUGUGGUUGUGCGUUUGAUUUUUCCUUCCUACGUGUAGUACUUUGCAUUUGUCUUUACUGAAUUUCAUCUUGUUGAUUUCAGACCAAUUCUCCAAUUUGUCACGGUCAUUUUGAAUUCUAAUCCUGUCCUCCAAAGAGCUAGCAACCCCCUUGCAGUUUGGUGUCAUCCGCACAUUUUAUAAGCGUACUCUCCACUCCGUUAGCCAAAUUGUUCAUUACAAUAUUGAAUAGUACCAGAACCCCACGGGACCCCACUAAAUACAUCCCCCCCAUACCCAGUUCGACAGCAGACCACUGAUAACUACUCUUUGAGUACGAGCCUGCAAGCAGUUUUGUACCCAUUUUACAGUAAUUUCAUCUAAAGCACAUUUCCCUAGUUUGCUUAAGAGACUGUCGUGUGGGACUGUGUCAAAUGCCUCACUAAAAUCAAGAUACAUCAUGUUGACAAGCUUCCCCCAU